This is a messenger RNA of Actinia tenebrosa (Australian red waratah sea anemone), 2037 nucleotides long. RefSeq lists its product as uncharacterized. The record is from RefSeq and is a predicted model, not a curated record. Lineage: Eukaryota; Metazoa; Cnidaria; Anthozoa; Actiniaria; Actiniidae.
UGACAGAAUAUCGCUGGAAGAUGGCUCGUGUUCACAACUUACAAUACGGACGAGGCGUCCCUGUGUCAACCAACCGUGUUCAUCGAAUUCGCGUUGAUGAAGGGCAGCUACACAGUUUCCUAUCCUUUAUCACUAGCCCCCAUAUUGUGCAAGACCUGCCAUUUGGGCAGAGAUAUUUAAAACUAUCCAAUGGAGAAGUUCUGGAGACACCCAAUGUAAUUCGUUCACUGAUCACAUCUCGGAUAUGCGCACAGUAUAUUCAGUACUGUGAAGAGACGGCCUUCAAGCCAUUCAGUGAAGCGACAAUGAGGCGCGUUUUAUCGGCAUGUGCKGCGACAGAAAGAAAGUCGUUACAGGGUCUAGAUUAUUACCACGCAGAUGGUGCUAAAGCGUUCGAUGACCUGAGCAAGAUUGUGACGCAGGUAGAACCGGCCCGUGGGCGUGAAUGGGCAGCAAACUGUGAGAGAGCUCUACGGGAAGGCAAACAGUAUAUCAAGUCAGACUUCAAGGUUCAUAUAACAGAUGCAAAUCAAGUACCUGACCACUGCCUGGCGUACGCCCUAAGUAGUCCGAAGAAAGAUCCGAAGAAAGAUCCGAAGAAAGAUCCGAAGAAAGAUCCCAAAAAAGAUCCUUUUGCCAAAGCAUGCCAGCACCAGCAUGAGUUGUCUUGCUCAUCGUGCAAAGAGUUAAAGACGGUUCUUAAUGAAAUCAAGAACGUUGUAGCUCAGAGUGAGAGUAUACUCCCAUCCGUUGAUCAUUGGGAUGACAUCACUUUCAGAUGCAACCAAGCCAUGGAAGCUAUAUUCGCCUGGAAAUCUCAUGAGGUACGAUUUGUUCAGCAAGACAAACCUCGGCACUCAAUCAUGAACGAGCUAACCCCCCAAGAAGUUAUGGUCACAGAGGAUUGGGCCAUGAAAUUCCUCCCACAGAAGUACAGGGAAACUCAGUCCGACUGGUUCGGGAAGCGAGGGAUUUCAUGGCACGUAUCYGUURCCAGUCGCAAGACCUCCUCCGGAGACCUACAACAGCAAGCUUUCGUCCAUGUAGCAAAGAACUGCACUCAGGACACGGACUCUGUAAUAGCUAUCAUGGAGCACACACUGCGCACUAUCAAAACCGAAAACCCYGAAAUUGCUACAGCAUAUUUUYGCCAUGACAACGCCGGUUGCUAUCAUAGCGUCCCUUUGCUAAUAGCAUGUCAMMUUAUGGAAGAGGCAACCGGCAUUAAGUUCUAUGAGUUUAUAGGAAGCUUUGAUAUUUUCAGGUCGCUCGAGUCGACUUCAGUGAGCCUCAAGGAGGCAAAGGUUCGCGUUGCGUUAGUAGAUGCAAGUUCUGUGACUACUGUCAACACUGGUAAACUAGAGGGAAUCAGCACGCUGAAUAAUUUCAGUUAUAGCGAGGAUGGGCUGACUUGCUGGAAAGCACACGGCAUAGGCGAAGGAAAGACUGAAAAGUGGUCUAAACUUCAAGAUGCGGUUGAUUUAAGUGACAUCGUGAAAAUCGGGUGCUUCAAAGACAUACACAAUAGCGUCCGUCCAUUACCUGAACUUUUGAUUACCGACCGUGAUCCAUCAGAUGAAGUUUACAGCGGAAAGUCCAUUAACUGGGAAAAUUGGAAUUCCUAUUUAAAGGAUCUUGUGGCUCGAUGCGCCGAGGCUUCCAAGAGUAAAGGAUAUAAGACAUUCGGUAUUCAAUAUUAUGGAGAGUGUUGGUCAGGAGGUGAUGGAUACACAUUCGCUAAUGAGGGCUUGACGAGUACCUGCAUAGAUGAAUCGGGUGAAGAAUGCAACAACGAACAGGCUGAAGUGUGCGCUGGAAAAGCCAAUACUAAUUAUGUUUAUAUCAUCAAGUCCUAAACCAAGUACUUGCAUUAGGAAAUAUCAUAUGGCUUAUGAAUGCAGUUCAUAAAAACUAUGAAUGGAAGAGCUUUCAAGGAGUUCAGAAUUCUGGAAAACGAUUAUUUGAAAUUAAAGAUGUAAUGUAUUUUACUUCAAGCAAUUUUUUUCGGAAAAAAAUGGAUUUGAAAAUACGGUUUUA